AUGCGAAGAGCCUGUCUUCCAACCCCACCAUUGCAGAGCAAUAUAUUCGGUGGGCUGGAUGAGAGUCUGCUGGCCCGCGCCGAGGCUCUGGCAGCCGUGGACAUCGUUUCCCAGAGCAAGAGCCACCACCACCAUCCGCCCCACCACAGCCCUUUCAAACCGGACGCCACCUACCACACUAUGAACACCAUCCCGUGCACGUCGGCCGCCUCUUCUUCGUCGGUGCCCAUCUCGCACCCUUCCGCGCUGGCAGGCACGCACCACCACCACCACCAUCACCACCACCACCACCACCAACCGCACCAGGCGCUGGAGGGCGAGCUGCUGGAGCACCUGAGAAAAGUGGUCUGCAAUGGGACUGGGACAGAAGUAGGAGUGAAGUGUCAGCUAAAAAUAGGCUCCGCACGGAGAGGCUGUGGAAAUGAAGAUAAACACGGGGAGGGGGAGGAGUCGCAUGCGCACAGACGACCCGAGCCUGCUCCGCGGCUGUCCAAUCCGCUGAGAGCUGCGAGAAAUCGAGUGAGAGAAAGCCCUGCAGCCCCUGCGACCCCAUGUCUCUUUGGCACCAGGCACCCGCCGGACCGUGGGGUGCUCGUAACAGAGCGCCGACCUCCUCUCGUAUUGGGGCGGGAGCUCAGAGCGGCGCGCAGGACCAGGGUUGGCCGCAGAGCACUGCCUGGCGACUGGAGCGCGGACCUGGCCACUUGGGUGGGGUUGAGUGGGGGCGCGAUUGUGAGUAGCAGCCGCGGGACGCUGCAAAGGGGCGGCGGCAACAGAGCGCCGGUGGGGGCAGAAAAGGGGCGGCGGAGGGCGCGGUGGGGGAGCGCGAGGCGAGUGCGGGGAGAGCAGAAGGAGUCAAGCCUGAGGGGAGUAGAGAGGGAGAAGGGGCUGCUCGCCUUCCCCAGGCGCCCAGUGCCUGCACCUGCUCCCGGUCAACCCCCGUCCGGAUUGGGCCACCCGCGGGUUCCUGCGUCGGGGUUGCGGGGCCUUCUCACCCUCGCCUGCACCCUGCUCCUUCCGCUCUCUAGGGAGGUGACAGAAGCCCCCAACACCGCGGGAAACGUGGACGCCGACCCGCGGGACCUGGAGGCAUUCGCCGAGCGCUUCAAGCAGCGACGCAUCAAGCUGGGGGUGACCCAGGCAGAUGUGGGCUCCGCGCUGGCCAACCUCAAGAUCCCCGGCGUAGGCUCGCUUAGCCAGAGCACCAUCUGCAGGUUCGAGUCCCUCACACUGUCGCACAAUAACAUGAUCGCGCUCAAACCCAUCCUGCAGGCAUGGCUCGAGGAGGCCGAGAAGUCCCACCGCGAGAAGCUCACUAAGCCUGAGCUCUUCAAUGGCGCGGAGAAGAAGCGCAAGCGCACGUCCAUCGCUGCGCCAGAGAAGCGCUCGCUCGAAGCCUACUUUGCCAUUCAGCCUCGGCCCUCCUCUGAAAAGAUCGCCGCCAUCGCGGAGAAGCUGGACCUGAAGAAAAACGUGGUGCGCGUCUGGUUCUGCAACCAGAGGCAGAAACAGAAAAGAAUGAAAUAUUCCGCCGGCAUUUAG
Messenger RNA from Mandrillus leucophaeus (drill), 1542 nucleotides. RefSeq names its product POU class 4 homeobox 2 (gene POU4F2). The record is from RefSeq and is a predicted model, not a curated record. The transcript is spliced from 6 exons. Gene Ontology annotation, biological process: regulation of transcription by RNA polymerase II. Gene Ontology annotation, molecular function: DNA-binding transcription factor activity, RNA polymerase II-specific; RNA polymerase II cis-regulatory region sequence-specific DNA binding. NCBI's taxonomy places the organism in Eukaryota, Metazoa, Chordata, Mammalia, Primates, Cercopithecidae. Bases 1 to 1542 code for a protein of 513 amino acids.